GGCGCCCGGGCGGUCGGAGGGGAAGGACGUGUGCGUGGUCCGCUCACUCCUGGCCACGCCUGAUAUAUUGUGUUGUGUUGCAGAUAGUUUGCGAAAGAAAUAUAUAAAUGGAUAUAAAUGAGUAUAAAUAAACAGCUUACCAGUGGUAUAUUGGAAGAAUUGUUAAAGUUAACACAGUGUUUGUGUAUGCUCUUGCAAAUUGUAACAAACACAUUGAUGUUUAUAUAUGCUUUUUUAAGUUACAAGAAAAUUUGAAAAAAAAAAAUAAGGUGUUGUCUCAUACUUUUAGGAGGCAAGACGUGAAUGUGAUAAUAGUAAGGAACAGUAUAAUAAUGUGUCAGUAUAUAUAUACUAGAGAACUUAUGCUAGUUAACCCGUGAUAACUAUAGCCAUAAAGCUUCUAACUACCUCAAUAAUAAAAGUUCCUCCAGAAUAUCGUAAAUAAUUGAAAAAUAUUUAAUGCCAGUUGGUGUAGAGUGUGAAGUUAAGAAACGUAGUUGUAGUUAGUGCCGGAAACUGCUGGGUUGGCCCUUGUAAGCUCUGAUGAUUACUAGGCCUCAGCCCGGCCCGGCCACCAUGGAACUUCUUGAUCUCAGGAAGAAGAGAAGCAAUACCACAGUCAAGAGUCAUAACGCUAAGUUGGAGGUUGAAGGCGAGGUUGAGGGCGGCGGGUCGAAGGCUCUGUUUCUGGAAAAGGUUCGUCAGAGUAAUGCUGCGUGCCAGUCUGGGGACUUCGAGACAGCGGUGGCCCUCUACACCGAGGCCAUCGCUCUCGAUCCCCACAACCACAUCCUCUACUCCAACCGCUCCGCCGCCCACAUCAAGCUCGCCAAGUUCGCCCACGCCCUCCAGGAUGCCACCAAGGCGCGGGAGCUCAACCCCAAGUGGCCCAAGGCGUACUACCGCCAGGGUGUGGCUCUGCAGUGCCUGGGCCGCCAUGCUGACGCCCUGGCAGCCUUCAGCAGCGGACUUGCUCAGGACCCCAAAUCCCUCCAGCUGCUGGCCGGACUUGUCGAGGCUGCCAUGAAGAGUCCCCUGAGAGCCACCCUGGAGCCCACCUACCAGCAGCUGCAGACCAUGAGGCUGGACAAGAGCCCCUUCGUCAUCAUCUCCGUUAUUGGCCAGGAGCUGCUCGCCGCUGGCCACUACGCUGCCGCCGUCGUUGUCUUGGAGUCAGCACUCAAGAUUGGCACGUGCUCACUCAAGCUACGGGGCUCAGUCUUCUCGGCGCUCUCCUCGGCCUACUGGGCUCUCAAUUCUCUUGACAAGGCUGUCUCAUACAUGCAGCAAGACCUGGCAGUGGCCAAAUCUCUGGGUGACAUCGCGGGCGAGUGCCGGGCCCACGGUAACCUGGGAAGUGCCUAUUUCAGUAAGGGUAACUACAAGGAGGCACUCACCUCGCACCGCUACCAGCUGGUACUGGCCAUGAAGUGCAAGGAUACCCAGGCAGCAGCGUCAGCCCUCACCAGCCUUGGUCACGUGUACACAGCCAUCGGGGACUAUCCCAACGCUUUGGCGUCACACAAACAGUGCGUCCAGCUAGUCAAACAGAUGGGCGACAAGCUUCAGGAGGCGCGAGAGAUCGGCAACGUUGGGGCUGUCUACUUGGCCAUGGGCGACUUUGAUAGCGCCGUCGACUGCCACAUGGAACACCUACGCAUCGCCAAGCACCUCAAUAACAAAGUGGAAGAGGCGCGCGCCUACAGCAACCUAGGCUCCAGUCACCACUACAAGCGCAACUUCGACCAGGCCAUAGCCUUCCAUAACCAUGUGCUUCGCAUCGCUCAGGACCUAGGUGACCGUACCAUCGAGGCCAGAGCGUAUGCGGGGCUGGGGCACGCCGCACGCUGCAUGAGCGACUACGUGCAGGCGCAACGCUGGCACGAAAAACAGCUGGACAUGGCACUCAGUACCAAAGACAAAGUGGCUGAGGGUCGAGCUUGUUCCAACCUGGGUAUUGUCUACCAGCUGAUGGGUCAUCAUGAUGCCGCUCUUAAACUACACCAGGCGCACCUCAACAUUGCCAGACUCCUGCAGGAUCGUGCAGGCAUGGGUAGGGCCUAUGGCAACAUCGGUAAUGCCUACUCCGCCAUGGGCUACUACGAACAGGCCAUUAAAUACCACAAACAGGAGCUGACAAUCAGCAAAGAAGUCAACGACCGCAUGAGCGAAGCCUCGACGCAUGGGAACCUGGCAGUGGCAUACCAGGCAUUGGGCAUGCACGAGAUGGCACUCCUUCACUACCACUCACACCUCAACAUCGCCCGGGAGCUGAAGGACACAGCGGGGGAGGCGUGCGCCCUCCUGAACCUGGGCAACUGCCAUUCUUCGCGAGGGGAGUUCGCACAGGCAGUACCUUACUACGAACAAUACCUUAUGCUCUCCCAGGAGCUGCAUGACACUGAGGGCGAGGCCAGGGCAUGUCACUUCCUCGGCUACGCUCACUACUGCCUCGGAAACUUCAAGGAAGCUAUCAGGUACUACGAUCAGGAUCUGGCAUUAGCGAAGGACCUGCAGGAUCGCAAGUCGAUGGGUCGCGCAUACUGUAACCUGGGUUUGGCACAUCUGGCACUCGGAAACUCAGAGACCGCACUGGAAUGCCAGAAAUAUUUCCUCGCGCUGGCACACAUGAUGAAGCAUCUGCAGGGCAAGUUCCGAGCUCUGGGCAACAUCGGUGACGUGUUGAUGAAGAUGAAGAAUUACGACGAGGCUGUGAAGGUGUACCAGAAGCAGCUGGUGCUGGCCAAGCAGUCCAGAGACAAGGUGCUCGAAGCCUCCGCCUAUGGCGCCCUCGGCCUAGCGCACAGGCUCCUCAAGUGCUUCGACAAGGCACUAGGGUACCAUACUCAGGAGCUGACGAUCCGGCAGGAGAUGGGAGACAUCAAGGGAGAAUGCAAGGCCCAUGGGCACCUAGGUGCUGUGCACAUGUCCCUUGCUAACUACACCAACGCUAUGAAGUGCUAUGAGGAACAGCUAGAGCGAGCUAAGGAGCUGAAGGACGCAUCUUUGGAGGCCCAAGCCUUUGGUAACCUUGGCAUCGCGCGGCUUAACAUGGGGCAUUUCGAAGAUGCCAUCGGGUACCUGGAGCAGCAACUUGCCACACUGGAGCAGCUCUCUACCACCACUGCUGUCGUCGACAAAGGUCGUGCCUUUGGCAACCUUGGCGACUGCUACGAUGCUCUUGGAGACUCAGAUGAAGCCAUUAAGUGUCACGAGCAGUACUUGGCAAUUGCUCUUAAGACCAAGAGUCCUCGGGAUCAGGAGCGGGCGUACCGUGGGCUGGGCAGCUCUCACCGCUGCAUAGGUAACCUGCAACAAGCGCUUGUCUGUUAUGAAAAGAGACUAGUGGUAUCCCAUGAGCUCAACACUCCAGCUGCCAAGGGCUCAGCGUAUGGUGAGCUGGGCCACAUCCACUCCCUCCUUGGUAACUUUGAGCAAGCCAUCUCCUGCAUGGAGCACCAGCACCAUAUAGCCAGGGAGCUGGGAGACAAGCUGUGUGAGGCGGAGGCAGCAUGUGGCCUAGGCACUGUCUACCAACAGAUGUGCGAGUAUACCACUGCCUUAAGAUACCACCAGCUGGACUUGCGCAUUGCUGAAGAGCUCACUAACCCAGCUGAGCAGGGACGAGCCCACGGCAACAUCAGCCUCGCCUAUGAAUCUCUGGGAAACUUCGAACAGGCAGUGACACACGGAGAACAGCACCUCAGUAUAGCUGCUCAGAUGAACGACAAGGUGGCUAAGACCCUGGCUUACGCAUCUCUGGGUCGGGUGCAUCAUGCCCUUGGGAACACCACUCAGGCAGUGGCGUACCUGCAGCAGGGCCUUCAGAUCGCUGAACAGCUGGGCCGGCGUGAGGAUGAGGCCAAGAUCCGACACCGUCUGGGCAUGGCACUCUGGGGUCAUGGAGACCUGGAGGCAGCACAGACACAGCUUGACCGAGCAGCUCAUCUCCUCGAUACUAUACGCCGAGAAGCUCGAGGCUCACAGGACUAUCGCCUCUCGCUUUUUGACCUUCAAACUGCUUCUUAUCAGGCAUUACAGCGGGUCUUGGUGGGGUUAGGUCGCAAUGAAGAUGCACUGCUAGUGGCAGAACGUGGUAGAACCCGGGCUUUCGUUGACCUCCUGUUUGAACGUCAGGGAGGAACAACCACUUCCAGAGCCUCCAGGAUUGAGGACUCGACCCCAUCUACUGUAGACCAGAUCAUUGACAUCGUAAACCGACAGAAGGCUUCUGUUCUGUACUACAGCAUAGCUGCCGGCUGUCUCUAUAGCUGGCUUAUAGUGCCAAAUAAAGGUAUUGUAAAGUUUAAUGAAGUAAGUGUGAGUGAAGUGGAAGCUGAGCGAGAAGGCGACUGUGGGGAGGAUGCCUCUGGAACCUGUGGAUCACUACUAGAGCACUACAUUCAGUCAGUGCGAGAUGCCCUGGGGGUGGAGUGCGGUGCAGGUGUUACCAGAGGAGGUAUUGCCAGCGAGACGGAGAGUGAAGCUGGGGAUAUGUGGAAUGCUCACCUAGAGGAGCUUGGCGACAAGCUCAACCAUGAAGCUGAUAGAACAGGCUUUUUGAGGAUGGUUAACCGUAAUCAUUUGUUCAAUUCUUCAAAUUACUCUCUGUCAUCUCUCUUCUCCCUGGGGUCAGUCAGUGGAUCAAUUGCUUCUGGUCCUGCAUCGCGGCCUGGUUCCACUCGUUCUCGGAGGGUGACCUGGCAGGGUCCCUCAUGCCUCCGCUCCCUUUAUGAGCUACUCAUUGCACCAAUGGAAGACUACUUGCCAGAGGCUGGUGUGUCACGAGAACUGAUGCUCGUACUGGAAGGAGAUCUCUACCUUGUUCCAUUCCCUGUCCUGAAGGGCACAAACUGUAAUGACUAUCUGUGUGAACGGUAUUCAUUGCUCGUUGUGCCUUCUAUCAGUGCUCUGAGAGUAAGUCAGCGAUCAAAGAACUCAAAACCCAGUGGUGAGCAAACAUCUGCGCUUGUGAUAGGCAAUCCGAAAUUACCGAGCACUGUGACUGAACAGUGGGGCUGGGGGGAUAUUCCCUAUGCUGAGCAGGAAGCUACUAUUGUGGCAGAAAUGUUACAAACAAAGGCACUGACGGGAGCUUGUGCCAACAAAGAGGCCAUCUUAAGACUCAUAUCCCAAGUUGAGUGUAUCCACCUGGCAUCCCAUGUUUCUUGGAAAUUAUCUGCUGUGAUACUUUCUCCAGGCGAGUUUGUAGAGUCUCGGGCAUCAAAAAGGCUGUCUCACUCAUCUCAACCCGAGGCCAUCCAUGAACAUUUGGAUGAUGAAGGCUCGGAGAUCGCAUCCACUAUUGACUUGCCAGCGCUAUCAGAGUUCCUGCUGACAGCUGCUGACAUCUUGAACUUGAAACUGCGUGCUAAGUUGGUUGUAGUGUCAUCAUGUCACACAAGAGACCACCACGGACGAGCAAAUAGUGAUGGGGUGGUUGGCUUGACUCGCGCACUGCUGGCAGCCGGGGCGCAGUGUGUCCUGGUCUCCCUCUGGCCUGUACCUGACACAGCCGUCAAAAUUCUCUUCAGAACGUUCUAUUCUUCGCUCCUUCAGGGGGCACGAGUGAGUCGAGCACUAUCAGAGGCCCAGCAGACAGUGCAAACCACUAAGCACUUUGCUCAUCCUGCCAACUGGGCUGGCUUUCUGCUCAUCGGUGCAGAUGUCAAGCUCUCCAAUAAGGUGGCAUUGAUGGGACAGGCACUAUGUGAACUGCUGAGAACACCAGACAAGUGCCGGGAUGCCCUCAGAGUCACACUGCACCUGGUAUGUACUACCAGUGCUGUUAAUAAAAUGAAGGAAAGGGAGGAAGAGAGAGAAUUAGUUUAAUAACUUUAUUAUGCACCCAAUACCCAUCCUGUGGGUGGUAGCCAAAAGAUUAAGAGGCACAUAAUGAGUCCAGCGACUGGGCCCCAAAGUUUUGAUAGCUACAAAAAAAAAGUUAGCAAUAAUAAAUUAUUUACAAGGUUAUAUCUAGUUAUAAUUGUAAAGAUUUAUUUAU
Molecule: messenger RNA, 6004 nt
Organism: Cherax quadricarinatus
Lineage: Eukaryota; Metazoa; Arthropoda; Malacostraca; Decapoda; Parastacidae
Source: RefSeq, a predicted model, not a curated record